GGAUUGUAUUAAUGAUACACACAGUACUACUACUACUAAUAUUACUAAUACUAUCACCAUCACCACCACUAUUAUCACCAAUAAUAAUGAUACAAAAAAUACUACUACUACUAAUAAUAAUAAAAUAACACUUUUAAUCAUACUAAUAAUUCUAAACUAUAUAUCAUCUUUAUAUUCCACGUGGUAUAUAUCAGUAUACUGCGUAUCGAAAAUAAAAAUGGUGUUUAUGUGUGUAUGUAUAUGUUUAUUGUGCGUACGUGCUUGUAUGUUGGUGUUAGUUAAAUUUUAAAAAUUUCGAUAAUUUCAUAAUGUUAUUUAUUCUAUCGUGUAGUUAGUUAUAUAUUAAGACAAUAAUCAUUAUCAUUAUUAUUAAUAAUAAAUAUUAUUAUUAUUAUUAUUAACAUUUUUGUCAAAUAUCAGAUUUCAAGUGUAGCAUAUAAGUUGUCAAAUAAAAAAAAAAUUAAAAUAAAAAAAGAGAAAAUAAAACAAACAAUCAUUAUCAUUUCUUUUUUACAUUCAAUUCUAAUAUAAUUUUAUUUAAGAUUAUUUGAAUUAUUUUAAAUCUAUUAUCAAAGAAUAUAUAAAAAGAAAAUGUAUGAUAUUGGCCUAUAUUAAAAUAUUCUAAAAAUCAGAUUAUCACCAACACAAGUAUCACAAACAUUAACAAUGACAACAGAACAACAACAAGAAGAUAAAACAGUUAAAAAUUCCGAUGAACCUCAACUAGAUACUAAUAAAGAAGAUGAUACACUUUUUGAAUAUUCAAAAGUUAGUGAAGUUGAAACUGUUUCAAAAGACAAAUUACCAAAUUUAUUAUCACAAAUUUCAGUUAAUACUCAACCAUUGAAUGAUUAUGAUAAAUCACAAGAGGCAACAAAUUCAACAGACAACACACCAACAAGUGAUACAAAAUGCAAAACAAAUGUUCCUCCACUAAAAAAGAUCAUACGAUCAUCCAUUACAGAAACUGAAGAAGUUAAAGAGAAGUCUGUCAAAUCUUACUUUGAUACUGUUUCAUCAGCUGGUUAUCCUACAUCACCACCGGACUUUUCUGAUUAUGUUAAGACACGUGUAACAAAUAAAUACCCAAGUUAUUCAUCUUCUUGCAGUUCAUAUCAAUAUCAUCAUCAUGUAGAAAAUUUACCUAAAAAAUCGGAUGAAAAUAUCAAUGGUCACAGUAAUUUGACAUCACAUAAAGUUUUAUCUACGGUUACUAAAUUAGCACCAGAGAGUAAUGUGCCUCAAACAAAUAAUUAUGAAAGUAUAUCAAGACCACAAAUCAGUGUUCCUAUUAAAAUACGACGUAUACCACAAGAUGUUAGGGUAAUUCACACAUCAAAUACACCUACCUUAAAUAGAUUAGACGAAUUUAAACGGAACUGUGAACGAGCAACAAGACAAUGGGAACAAGUGAUCAAUAAUAAAAAUAAUAAUAAAUUGACAGAAGAAAUAAUGGUUCGCAGAAUAGCUGAAUUGGAAUCCUGUGUAAAAGAGGCUGAAAAUUUAUUAAAAUUAUUUGUAGCAGAAGUCCGUGAUGUACGUGCAACAGCUGAUUAUUGGUCAAAGAAAACAACAAAUUUAGAAAAAUCUUAUCAUAAUUUACAUGGAAAAGUUAAAGAUUAUCGUUUUAAUGCAAAACAAAGUGAAAAUGAAUAUUUGAAAGCUAUGGAAGAACGUGAUUACUUUUUACAAAGUCUACGAGAAUCAGAAACAAGAGAACAAAACUUAUCAAAUUUACUUCAACGUGUUGAAGAUGAAUAUAAUACAUUAUCAAGAGAUAUAAGAAUUUUAGAACGAGCUCAUGCAAAAAAAGAUCGUCAAUUACAAAAUUUAUUAUUAGAAAAAAAUGAACUUUCUAGAAAAAUUAUACAUUUAGAAUCAACUUUGCAUAAAUUAAAAAAUCGAGCAGAAUACACAUAUCGGCAAAAACACUCAUCUCAUAAAGAUGAACCCAUAAGUCGACUUCAUACCCAACUUGGUGAUGAAUCUGAAUAUGUACUAAGUGACUUCGGUUCAUUAGAUAGAAACCAAAAGAUAUACACAAUGACUGCAUCAAUAGAUGAAAGACAGAACAAAAACACUCUAAUUGGUAUUAAUCAAAAUUUAGAUGAUUCUGAUACGUAUAUACCACAAAAAUCGGAUUCAUUCAAAGUCUGUGGAUCAGUAGAAUUAUUAGAUGGUAAAAAACAAAGCUAUUUGUCCAACAAAAACAUGUCAGACUCUUUAAUAACUACAAAAAUAAGUGAAAAUAAUAUCAAUACACAGGAUCAUAAAGAUUCACUUGAUGAUCAAAAUAUUGAUUUGUCACCAACAACAAUUGGCAAUGAUGAACAGAUUCAUCAUCAAUCAGAACAUUUAAUACAGCAUCGAUCAGUUGAAAAAAGUAUGGAUGAUUUAUCGGAUACUUUAGUAGAUUUAAAUAAUUUAACUAGGCAAGAUGAUAUGGAUAUUGAGAUACAACCAAGAGAUUCAACAAAUAAUUACCAUAGAAAAUGGAGUAUUGCAUCCGAUUAUCAAUAUUCGCCUAAUCAACAUAUUAAGUCAUUAAAAAAAGAUGCUUUAUCAACUGAAGAUGAAUCAUUAAAACAUAGAUCUCAAGUACAAGUUGUUGUUGGGCGAUCACCAUCAACUGAAAAAAAACGAAGAACAGUUCAUACCAGUCAUUCACAUAAAAAGUAUUCAUAUAAGAAAAUUUUUGAUCAGCCUGUAUUGCCAUCUGUAUUCAGUACUAACAGCCUUCGAUUUAAUAGACAUCGUCCAGCAUCAGUCUCUGGUUAUCUGGAUGAAUGCGCACUAAACAGGUCGUACGAUUUAUACCCUGUACCAUCGUCAGCUAGGCCAAGUACCAGUUUUGGACAUUUACAUAAUUCUAAACGUUUAAAAUCACUGGAAAGAGAUUAUUAUACAUCUUGUCAAAAUUUAAGUACAAAACCUUACUCCACUGUAAAACUGAAUCGUCAAGUAAAUCGACAACCUCUCAUUAUUCACUCACAUUCAGAUCGUCGUUUAAGAGAUAUGCAACAUGCGAAUUAUUUACGUCAUGGCAAUCGCAUGGAUAACGAAUAUGAACGAAUUUACUUUCCCCAGUCAUAUUCAUCACAUCAUUUAAAAAUUCCAGAAAAGUUUAAUCAAUUAAAUCAAAAAGUCACUGAAACAAAUUAUAGAAACGUCAUGAUAACUUUACAUGCUUUUGCAAAAAGAUUACUCGUGAGUGAAUCAGUCGUUUCCUAGUCAUUUCAGUAUUAAGAAUGGAAGAUUUCUAUGAUGUAAUUGCGGAAUCCGUUAAAGUAUAAUUAGAUUUAUUAACUGAAUCAUAAUGUUCUUCUUAGUUCAAAUUUCUUUUCUUUUUAUGGAAAAUAGUAAAAACUGCAGAAAAACCAAAUACCCUUCAUAAAUGUUUACGUAUAGAAUUAAAAAUGAAAUUCUUUCAGAAAAAAACGCUCAGUUUUACUCAAUCAUUGUAAAGUAACGUUAGUUAGGUCAUAUUUAUAAAGUGUAGUGAAGUAGCUGUAAUAAUACUUUAAAAAAUAAACGUUAGACGAUAUUAUAAGUAAACAUUUAAUUGAUAAACAGAUAUUCAGUUUUGAAAUUUAUUCUUUAGAUCAGUGGUAAUUUAUAUUCAAAUCAAUAAGUUAUGUAAUGGUGUAACUAGAUUUGAGUUUGAUUUUUGACGACUGUACAAUAUAAUUUUAUUGAACAUUGAAAAGUUGUUUGAUUCAACACUUGAUUGAAUAUUGUUUUGAUCUAUCCUUUCAGUUUAUAGGAUAUGAAUAUUUAAAAUGCAAUUUUAAACGUUGUAUCUAGUUAUUAGAGAUUUUGUUGUGUAUAAGUGUAUCAUCCAUGAAACUGAGCUAUUUGUUAAGUUUUUUUCAUGAGAUUUAUUCUUAAAAGAUUAGGUAUCAUAUAUCUUUGCAACUAAAAUGAAUGACUUCAAAACUUUGAUAAAAAUUUGUAAGAAUCCUCUUUUAACAAUCAGAAUGUUAAAUAAACGCAAGAUAUCAAACAAGAAAUGAUAUUUAUAAGAAUACCAAUCUGUUUAUUAGAUAAUUCACUUUUUAAAAAAUGAUUAAAAUUAUCGAAGAUAAUUCCUCUAUUUUCAGGUAGUCACCUCUUGACAAAUACAGUCCAAAACUCGCUUAUAUUUCCACAUUGUAACGUAAUGUUACCUAACAACAAGUGAAAUAGUAAAAGAAAGAAUAAGUCACAUCAAGCUUAUAUAACACCUUUUUGACGUUAUUCGAUGGGAUGGGCAGUUUUGUGAAGACACAUUGUUGCAAGCUAAAUAGUCCAGAAUAUGAGUAUUAAGGAUGUUAUGAAAGAUUUUUUGUCAAGCAAGCUUCAGUCAUGUAUAAAUUACCACUAUAGUUUACGAUAGUUUAUUGGGAUACCUUUUAAUACAAUAUAUACUAUUAAAAUUGUCAACUUUUCUUACAUUUCCCCUAAAAUAGUUUAUCAUGACCUGAUCUCUUCACUUAGUUCACUAUUUUCAAUUAACCAUAAAAAAGUAUAGAAAAAAAAUAUCAUUUUGAGCAUUUAUAUUAUUAAUUAUGUAAUAAGUAGUUAUUUUCAUGAAUUUCUCGCAAAAUGCAUACAGAAAAGUGAUUGUAUCUGUAUACAAUGAUCAUAUGUAUCAUAUACUUCUCCAAGUAUUUUUCCUUAAUUUAUUCACCUUACCUUAUUUCAAG
Messenger RNA from Schistosoma curassoni, 4685 nucleotides. The record is from the annotation of a GenBank genome assembly. Lineage: Eukaryota; Metazoa; Platyhelminthes; Trematoda; Strigeidida; Schistosomatidae.